Molecule: messenger RNA, 2468 nt
Organism: Paramacrobiotus metropolitanus
Lineage: Eukaryota; Metazoa; Tardigrada; Eutardigrada; Parachela; Macrobiotidae
Product: protein phosphatase 1D-like
Exons: 5
Coding region: 207-2039 (610 amino acids)
Biological process (GO): protein dephosphorylation
Cellular component (GO): nucleus; cytosol
Molecular function (GO): mitogen-activated protein kinase binding; cation binding; protein serine/threonine phosphatase activity
Source: RefSeq, a predicted model, not a curated record
CUGGAGGCUGAAGCAACCUAUGUGACGUUUGUUUUUGCAGUAAUUUUGUUGUUGUUGUUUUGUUUAAAUACAUGUUUCUGGUUCCAGUUGAUGGGGCUCCUAUCUUUCGUCAAAUAUCACAAUUUACAGUUCAAAUGGACUGGCGCUAGUUGGGAGGUAAGUAUAUCACAAUCAUUGACGCCAGAGAAAGCGCGAGUUGAUGGAGAAUGUCCAAUUUCGUGGACGCUCCGAAUGGCUAUCCCUUGUCAGAUGGCUAUCGUAUCAGUAUUUACAAAGAACAAGGUGGAAGGCAUCAUAUGGAGGAUAUACCAGUUUUUGCCAGGGAUAGAUACGAUGGUGUCCCGGAUGAUGUUGUGACGGAGCCUUACGACUAUAUUGCUAUUUUUGAUGGUCAUGGAGGUAGCCAGGCUUCGGAAUACGCGAGCGAACACCUUCUGCGGGACAUCGUUUCUCAGCGGGAAUUCUGGUCCGAUAACGAAGCCGAAAUUCUCGCAGCUAUUCGACAGGGUUUCAUAAACUGUCACUAUAAAAUGUGGAAGGCCUCCAAGGAAUGGCCGCCUUCGUCGCCGGGCAUCAUGUGCACGGCCGGCACAACGGCCAGUGUGGCUUUUGUCCGUGGCGAAAAGAUUUAUGUGGGGCACGUGGGGGAUUCCGGCAUUGCGUUAGGCCGAGUGAACGACUUUUACACCGAAGCACGUGAUAAACCCCUAAAAACUACCCCACCCAAGCUAAAAGUGCAAGGACGAGAAACUGAUCUGACCGAAGCGAUAUUCUCCAACGGCAAAAAGAACGAUCCCAGCAAACAGGAAUCACGUUUCGAAGCACUCAUGUUAACCCGUGAUCACAAACCCGAAAGCCCUGAGGAAAAGGAGCGCAUUGAGAGUCUCAAUGGUGAAGUGCGGAGUAAGAGCGGCGUAUUCCGUGUGGUAUGGAAGCGGCCACUAAAUUCGGAUUUCGUAUUUCCCGAUGUCAUCUUGCCGGUCAAUCCUGUUCCGUUUUUAGCCGUUGCCCGUUCUUUAGGUGAUUUUUGGAGUUAUGAGGAAGAGCACAAUGAGUUUGUUGUGUCUCCGGUGCCUGAUGUGGCAGUGCACGCGUUUUCUAUGCCGAAAAAUCGCUGCCUUAUUGCUGGUUCUGAUGGCCUCUGGAAUGUUGUACGCCCUGCGGAGUGCGUAGAAAUUGUUGAAGAAACUUAUCGGAUGCAGGAACUGUGGAUGUGGCAGUGUUUAAAGGCCGGAAAACGCGAAAGAAUUCAUGGUGCCGACGUUAACGUUGCUGAAUUGUUGGUCAGGAAGGUGUUAAAUCGUUGCGAAUUGCGCAAAAUGCGUUCAGAUAACGUGGGCAUCGUUGUGUACUAUCCUUGCGUGAGCGAAGAAAAAAUCCUGCACGUGAUGGAGAAUCCAGCCGAAGGAAAAAUGUUUCCAUGGUUUAACGACCCCGAUCUAGGUAUUGCGCAGUAUCGUUACAGUCUGAUGCAUUUGCAAAACAUGGUUUCUUGCAUCAAUAAUAAUAAGUCGACGUUAAGUAUCAUGGAGAUUGCUUGCCGCAUUGACAUGAUUGGAUAUGCGCCGAGGCUGCGGUGUAAUCCGUUGCGGGAACAGUCAAGAAAUCCUCUGGACAGCAGAGAAACAACCUUCGAUAUUGAUCCCUUUAUUCCCCAGUGUGCUUUGGUCUUGACCAAAGAAAACGAAAACCUACGAAUUCCUGCGUAUGACGGUCUGUUGCUGGAUGAAGACCUGGCAUGUAACGGGUCAAUGCGUAUCAAUCCCCUGAAGAAACGUCACUCAGACAUAUUACUGAGCCAGAGAAUAAAGAUUUUCCGAACCCACAGCAGUCAGGCGAUCGAAGCCUCGACGACCGUCGAGAGAACAGAACUGACAACUUAUACUGGCUAUAUGAACGGAAGCAAACGUCUGCGCGUUGCGCCGGCUUUCGAAGAAGAGGAAAAUGUUGAUUCUCCGCCGACCUUUUUGUCGCUCUCAUUUUCCCGUGACGAACUCAACGAUCUUGACAAAGUGGCAAACUUUCAGAAGGAUCAUUAACGCAAAUAUCGGUGGUAAUCCCCGUCCUCUUAAGCCCGUUUCAUCUGUAUAUAGUAACGUUUUGCCGUUUUUUAUCGUGGCCGAUUUUGAGUUUGAUUCUCUUCUUUCCUCCGGUAGCUGCUGCAAUAGUACCUCAUACGGGAUAAUUUUUCGGUUUAAUUUAAUUUUUGUUUUAUUUUUUUGUUCGUAAAACUUUGUUUUUUAAACGUAUGCCAAUCUAAUGCUCAGGCAUUUUUUUUGCCAUAGCAUCCUCGCCUUUUCUGAGUAACCGCUUUUUACUUCAACUUUUACGACAUCUUUGGAAUUUUCAUGCAUUUUUUUCCGGAUUUUUUCUGUGGCAAGCGCAAGAUUCAUCCUGUUUAAAGGCUAUGUGGUUUCACUUUUAUUUAUUUUGUGCGAAUUUAUUUAUUAAAGCAAAGGUUUGUCCAA